AUGGAAGGCCCUUUGCAAACCUCCAUUGAUGUGUGCCAUGAAAAUGGCCAGUGGAUGUCACAAUUACCAGAGAAGCUUUGGGAUACUCCCCUCUAUAACUUAGCUCUUCCCGGGAGUCAUGACACUAUGACGUACUGCUUGGAUAAAAACUCUGCUGUUAGUGGCAAUGAAUCCAAGCUGGUGAAGUUUUUAAACAAAUGGAUACCCUGCAUUGUGCACCCCAUUAUCAUGAAGUGGUCUACAACACAGGUACUGACUGUGACAGAGCAACUUGAGGCCGGAGCUAGAUAUCUGGAUUUCAGGAUUGCUCACAAGGCUAACGAUCCAUCUCUGAAUUUGUACUUUGUGCAUAUGGUUUACACAACUGUUACUGUACAGGACGUUCUGUGGGAAGUGCUAAAGUGGUUGGAAACUCAUCCACAGGAAGUUAUCAUCUUAGCCUGCAGGAAUUUUGAUGGAUUAACCAGGAGACUUCAUCGUCAUCUUAUUGCCCGUAUAAAAGAGAUUUUCCACUGUAAACUAUGUCCCAGAAAUGUGGUGCCAACUCUGCGGACCAUGUGGCAGCGUGGCCAUCAGGUUAUAGUCUCGUACGAAGAGGACAUGGAAGUGGAGAAGCACCGUGAGCUGUGGCCUGCGAUCCCAUACUGGUGGGGAAACAAAACUGCCACUCGUGCUCUUAUCCAGUAUCUGGAGCGCAUGAAGCGGAGGGGCCGUCCAGAAAAAUUCUUUGUAGCGGGGAUUAAUGUUACUGAAAAUUUAAGGUAUAUACUCCUCCACCCAUUUGGAUCAUUGAAGAAAAUGACACUUAAGAGUCUUCCAUGCUUGAAAAUCUGGAUAAGGCAGCAGUAUCCAGGACCAAAAAAAGAAUGUAUUAACAUCAUUGCUGGAGACUUUAUAGGAAACGAUGAUUUUGUCAAAGAUGUGAUAGAACUUAAUGCAAAAAUUAAUCCUCCAUUGCACUGUCAAAGUAAAGGGUCUGGAAAAAGUAGCAUUGAAUUCUCAGCUCCUUAA
Indicator indicator is the source of this 1011-nucleotide messenger RNA. RefSeq names its product phosphatidylinositol specific phospholipase C X domain containing 1 (gene PLCXD1). Gene Ontology annotation, molecular function: phosphoric diester hydrolase activity. Bases 1 to 1011 code for a protein of 336 amino acids. The record is from RefSeq and is a predicted model, not a curated record. NCBI's taxonomy places the organism in Eukaryota, Metazoa, Chordata, Aves, Piciformes, Indicatoridae. Gene Ontology annotation, biological process: lipid metabolic process. The transcript has 6 exons.